GGACAAACAUUUUGGAACAUUUCAAAAUAAAUAACAGAACAGAGGGAGUAGGAUUUGGUGCGGUAUGAGAAGGCCAUCUACUACUAGCCAGCUGCCUCAUCAGUCAAACUUUUAGUACAGUAUAUUUUCUUCCUCCUAUAUGUAUGAGAGAGAGAGAGAGAGAUGGAUAGGAGUGAAGAAGAGCAAGAGAUUGUGAUAAUAGGCGCUGGGAUUUGCGGCCUUGCGACCGCCCUUGCUCUACACAGGAAGGGAAUGAAAAGUGUUGUUCUGGAAAGAUCAGAGACAUUGAGGGCAAGUGGUGCGGGUAUUGGGAUUUGGGCUAACGGCUGGCGCGCCCUUGAGCAGCUUGGCGUUGCCUCUCAUCUCAGAAAAACUGCUCUUCCUAUUCAACGGUUUCGAGAUGAAUGGCUUGACAAGGGCUCGAACCAAGAGAGACCAGCGACUGGUGAAGCUCGAUGCUUGAAGCGGAGUGACCUUAUUGGGACACUAGCGGAUGCAUUGCCGCCUGGCACGAUACAUUUCGGACGCCAAAUAGUAUCUGUUAAGAUGGAUCCCUCAAAUUCUUAUCCGAUUCUCCAACUUCUUGAUGGCAGCUCUAUUGUGGCCAAGAUUUUGAUCGGAUGCGAUGGACUAAAUUCAGUGGUGGCUAAUUUUCUUGAGCUGAAGCCAACAAAAGAGUUUGGCACUUGUUCAGUGAGAGGCUUGACGAAUUAUCCGAAUGGUCAUGCCUUUCCCCAUGAAUUGGUUCGAACCAGGAAAAAUGACAUUCGUAUAGGAAUAAUUCCGAUCGAUGAUAAGUUGGUCUAUUGGUUUGUGGGCCAACAAGCGAUUCGCGAAGAUCACGCAAAGGUUUCCCAACGUCCGGAGCUUAUCAGAGAGUUGAUCUUGCAGUCAAUAGAUGGUUUCCCACCUGAAGUCGCACAAUUGAUAGAAGACAGCGAGCUCGAGUCAUUAUCUUUAACACGGUUAAGAUACCGUGCCCCAUGGGAUUUGUUACUGGGAAAGUUCCGAAAGGGAACAGUGACGGUAGCCGGAGAUGCCAUGCAUGUUAUGGGUCCGUUCUUAGGACAAGGUGGCUCGGCGGCUCUGGAAGAUGCUAUUGUACUUGCUAGAUGUUUAUCACGCAAAUUUGUAAACCCAGUUGAUCGUGUACCUAAUAGUGAAAGGGAAACAACGAGGAUGAUGAUGAUUCGCGAAGUUGGAGAAGCAAUCGACCAGUACGUGAAAGAACGGAGGAUGAGGGCGGUGCGAUUGUCGAUGCAUACAUAUCUCAUCGGUUCGCUAUUGAAACCUUCCUCACUGUUGGUAAAAUUUGCUUGUAUUGUUUUCAUGGUUGUUUUCUUCAGAAACCCAAAUCAUACUCGAUAUGAUUGUGGGCUUCUGUGAUGUAUACCUAGGAUCAUUUUUCCCCUUAUUUUCGUCAAUGUUACUGUUGCUAUAAGAGUAUAAGACGCGGUAUUUGAUGAAAAAAUCAUCUUGUCAUAAGUAUCUCUGUUACUUAAUUGAUGCAGCUAUUUUAUAAACACACGGUAAAAUCAAGAAAGGAGUAGCUUUUGUCCUCCA
Messenger RNA from Rhododendron vialii, 1563 nucleotides. Its product is annotated as monooxygenase 1-like. The transcript has 6 exons. NCBI's taxonomy places the organism in Eukaryota, Viridiplantae, Streptophyta, Magnoliopsida, Ericales, Ericaceae. Bases 163 to 1386 code for a protein of 407 amino acids. The record is from RefSeq and is a predicted model, not a curated record. Gene Ontology annotation, molecular function: FAD binding.